AUGACAAACGUGAAUAAUGAAGUACCACCUGGUGCAUACAUAACAAUACAAUCCAUUGUUGUUUUAUCAGAUGAUUUGAGACUAGCAAAAGUAAAACCUGUUGGCGACAAUGUGGCAAACCGUUUUGUGCCACUCACAGAAAUACCCCCGCCACACAUCUCGAAUAAAGGCAUAGCAUCAGGCAGAAGGCACCUGCCAGAUGAGUGCACCCAAAAGCCGCCUCCAAGAGAUGUGUUCAAAGGUCCUCAAGUAGACAUCAUACCAGAGUAUUACGACGAUAAGGUGGCGAAAAAAGUUGACACAGUUGUGAUACCUGAUCAUAUUGACCAUAAACACUUUGAAGUGACAACGCAGGUGCCAUAUUUAACAGUUGGUCCCAUAGAAGCUAUAGGGUAUCAUCCUAGUACAAUGAAGAGUGAACACCCCAGCGAGUGCGAAAAAAUCUACCAGGAUCAUUUAGACGAACAGUAUUCAGAAGAAUCGCAGGAUUACUCAGAAGAAUCACUAGAGAUGGCUCGAAUGCCUAUCUUCCUACAAGGUGACCGUGAUGUCGCUGAAGAAUUAACUUUGGAAAAUUUGUACGAAGAGUCCUAA
Molecule: messenger RNA, 594 nt
Organism: Arctia plantaginis
Lineage: Eukaryota; Metazoa; Arthropoda; Insecta; Lepidoptera; Erebidae
Source: the annotation of a GenBank genome assembly